Molecule: messenger RNA, 1638 nt
Organism: Bradysia coprophila
Lineage: Eukaryota; Metazoa; Arthropoda; Insecta; Diptera; Sciaridae
Gene: betaggt-I
Product: geranylgeranyl transferase type-1 subunit beta
Biological process (GO): protein geranylgeranylation
Cellular component (GO): CAAX-protein geranylgeranyltransferase complex
Molecular function (GO): CAAX-protein geranylgeranyltransferase activity
Source: RefSeq, a predicted model, not a curated record
ACUGUCAAGUACGUCACAUUCUUGCAAUCAUCAUGAUUGAAAUCAUCGUUUUAUUUUUGUAUAUCGGUUCGGGGAUAACACAUACACACUGCGACUGAUAAAUCAUCAAAUUUAAACGUGUAAAAUCUUUUGAUUAAGGUCUCGCUGGUGUGGUCAUGUAAAAUUUAAUUAUUUUACCUCAGUGGAUCGUGAACCGUUGACUUAAACAAUCUCUCUUUGGUUAUGUAGUGCGAUAAACAGUUGAUGUUUAGGUUUGCGUAUUAGAAUCGGGAAAAGUUUUCGAGUUUUUUUUUUUAAUUUUUAGUUUUGCUUCUAUUUACUAUCGUAAAUUGAUAAUUCAUUGACUUCGGUGCCGAAAAGUUUAUGUAUAAACUCAUUGAAUUUCUGAAAAUGAUGGGAAAUCCACAGGAUGAAUUACACGCUGAUAAACAUGCCAAGUAUUUCGUCAGAUUUCUGAAGUUAUUGCCUGCUAGACUGUCAUCGCACGAUUCAACAAGAGUGACGAUAGCAUUUUUCGCUGUAUGCGGUCUAGAUGUAUUGGAACGCUUGCAUUUACUGUCCGAUGACACCAAAAAGGAAAUAAUCGACUGGGUAUACAGUUACCAAAUAGUGCCAUCCGAAUCGGGACCAAAGAACGGGGGCUUUGUUGGUUCAAGUACGUUGAAUAUUGCCAAUUCGGACGAGAAUUGCGGAACGAACAAGUACAAAUGGGGUCAUCUAGCUAUGACCUACACGGGAAUAGCCAUUCUGGUGACGUUAGGCGACGAUUUGAGUCGACUGAAUCGUAAGGCGAUUGUUGAAGGUGUUGCAGCGGUGCAGCGACCCGAUGGAAGUUUCAGCGCAACCAUUGAAGGUAGCGAACAUGAUAUGAGAUUCGUAUAUUGUGCAGCGGCAAUAUGUUCCAUGAUCGAUGACUGGGGUACGGUAAACAAGAAGACGUUGGCGGAAUACAUUCGAAAUAGUUUGCGUUACGAUUAUGGGGUCAGUCAACACCUAGAAAUGGAAUCUCAUGGCGGAACAACCUAUUGUGCUAUUGCAGCACUCUGUCUAACCAAUCAGUUGAACAUUUUGUCGUACAAAGAAAUUGAGAAAAUUAAGCGGUGGCUGGUGUUCCGUCAAGACGUUCAAGAUGGUGGCGGAUUUAACGGCCGGCCGAAUAAGCGUGUGGACACUUGCUAUUCGUUUUGGAUUGGAGCGACUCUGAAAAUAUUGGGCGCCUUUGAUUUGACGGAUUACAAGGAAAAUAGAAGAUACGUCAUGUCCGCCCAGAAUGUAACUGUGGGCGGUUUCAGUAAAUGGACAGGAACGUCAGCUGAUCCCUUCCACACCUAUUUCAGUUUGUGCGGUCUAAGCUUUAUCAACGAACCCGGUCUCGGCGAAAUAAUGCCCAGCCUUAACAUAUCAAUGCGUGCAUACAACCAAUUGAAGGCGCGCCAUAAGACUUGGCAAUUAGAGAAUAGUUUCAAUGAAACCCGAUUGAAUAUCGAUUAGAUAUUGAUGGAGGGACGAUUGUUAAUUUUGUACAUAAAAUCCAUUUUUCGUUUAAUUAAAAUAUUAAAAAAAUUAAAUGGAAAAUCGUUUUGUUUCAUGAUUGGAUAAAUAUUCAGUGAAUUAGAAUAAAGACCGCGCUUUUUAAUU